This is a messenger RNA of Drosophila virilis, 2305 nucleotides long. RefSeq names its product coiled-coil domain-containing protein 13. Gene Ontology annotation, biological process: non-motile cilium assembly; cytoplasmic microtubule organization. NCBI's taxonomy places the organism in Eukaryota, Metazoa, Arthropoda, Insecta, Diptera, Drosophilidae. Gene Ontology annotation, cellular component: centriolar satellite. The record is from RefSeq and is a predicted model, not a curated record.
AAAUGCUAUAAUAGAAGUAUAAAAAAAUUAUAGAACAUAUUCAUAACGUACUAAAUUGUGAAAUUAAAACACGCACACACCAACACUUUUGCGCGCUUGCAAACGAAAUUUAUCACCUUUACUGAAUUAUAUAUUUUGUUGAUAACUUGAUGUAAUGGAUAUUUUGCCAGAAGACGGCUCAGAUCAAGACAUCAAAGAGGUUAAAGAAGGAAAAGAGGUCAAGGUUAAAGAAAUCAAGGAAGUUAAAGAAGACAAUGAGGUCGGCGAAGCUCGAAAACCGGCUCGACGCAAGCACGAACACGACAAAUCGGAAAUGCAUGUGGUUGUCGGAACGACAGCCGUGAGGCCCAAACCAGUUAAAGUCGAGGGUAAGAAGCUGCGCAAGAAACUGCUCGAAUUUGAGCAGGAGAAUCAAACGCUGGCCAAGACCAUAACGGACAAAAACCAGGAAAUUUCCGCACUCAAGCGCUCCGUGGACUCGCUAAACGAAGUGCUCAAUUCGGUGCCAAUCGACGAGCUGCGCUGCAAUUCCUCCAUAGCCGGCUCCAAGAUACUGGAGCUGAGCAAAAAAAAUCGCCAGAUGCGCGCCGAGCUGGAGCAGCUGAAGAAUCGCGUCAGCAAGAAGGAUUUGCAGAUCGAGAAGCUGGAAAAGGAACUAAAGACCAACGAGGAGAAGCUAUCGGUGAACGGCGAAUUGCUCAAAAAGGGCAGCGCCUCCGACGAGCUGCACGCCAAGAUCAACAGCAUGCAGCAGAAGCUCUUCGAGACGCGCAACAAGAACACCGAGCUGCAAAACCAGCUCAAGCUGGCGCACAAGUGUCUGCAGCACGAGGUCGGCGAGACCGUGAAUAUCAAUAUCUUGGCCAACAAUCUGAACCAGGCCAAUUGGCGGGGACGCGCCCAGCAAAUCCUGUCGCUGCAGCAGAAGCUGCAGGAGCUCAAGGCCCGCCUGGACACCUACGAGAAUGGCUACUCCGAUCGAGCUGACUAUAUGCCCAUACCGCUCGGCUCCGAACUGGACCUGGGCAGCACCAGCAAUAGCAUCAAAUUGACGCCGCGCAGUGUCAAGCUAAUGAAUUCACCGGGCAGACACAGUUCGUCCGUCAGCCUGGGUGCCGGGGAUGGUGGCGGCGCCACCUUUGACCGCUUUACGCCGGGUGUGCGCAAGAGCGAGAUCUUGCACAGGGCCAAGGUUGAGACGCUGGAGAAGGAAAUCACAGCACUGCAGGCACAGCUUGACGAGCAGCGCAAUCGCACCCUGGCGCUCAAGGUGCGCAACAAGACCCUCAACGAUGAGAUGCUCAAAUACAAGAUGCGCUCCACCGAACUGGAGGAGCAGUCCGACUGCAGCGGCCUGAAUGUAUCCACCAUGAACGAGAAGCUGAACCGUCAGCGGAACCAAUACGAGAGCCGAUUGGAGGAUCUGCGCAAUGAUGUUAUACGUAUUACCGAGGACCGCGACAUUGCCAAGCGCCAGAUGGAGGAGCUGAGCGGCAUGAAUCUGGAGCUGGAGACCGAGCUGAAGCAGAAAGAUUGCUGCCUGCAGGGCCUGCAGGAUGUGAUCAAGAAGCUAGAGACGGAUUUGCGUGCGUUAACUGGCGGAUUUCUAUUCUCCUGUCGCGAGUUCCGUAAGGAAGAAUUUGUGGGCAUACUGGAUGCCUUGGAGGUGGAGAAGAAUCAGAUGAUGCUAUUGAACAAAACCCUGGACGAGCGACUAGAGGCCGAGCGUGUCAAGAACGACGCAUCCGCCGAUCAAAUUGCCAAGCAGAAGACUCGCAUUUCUCGCAUGGAGGCCAAGAUACGUGAGCUGGAGAAGGAGCUGGACGUGCAGGCUGAUCGCAAGAAGCGCAGCCAGCGCAUAACCGAGUACGCCAAUGCACUGGGACGCACUCCACUGACCGGGUCCAUCAGUUCGUUUAGCUUUGACAAUCAGUCGCAGUGCCCAUCGGUCACCUCGCUCAACUCCUUGGUCGGCGCCGAGCCAAAGAUCGAGGACAUGAAGAACCAAUUGGAGCUGGCCAAUGAGAAGAUCGCCAUGCUCACCGAGAAGCUGGAGUACAUAAGCGCCGAGAAGCGCGCCGACGCCAAGUUCUUUGAGGAGACCAUGCUCAACUCCAAGAACAUCAUACUGGACACCAUACUCGGUUCGCGCGAUGCCGGCCGCACCCAAGCAGAUCCCAAAUCGGAGCCAGUCCGCGAGUUGCCCAACAAUGACAGUGCCUGAUUACAACGAACAAUGUUUUAUGUCUGUUUUGUUACCCAGUUUUGUUAUAUAUCCAUGUGACGGAAAAAUCAAAUCAAAUGA